Echinococcus granulosus is the source of this 744-nucleotide messenger RNA. Its product is annotated as Ras-related protein Rab-39B. Lineage: Eukaryota; Metazoa; Platyhelminthes; Cestoda; Cyclophyllidea; Taeniidae. Bases 1 to 744 code for a protein of 247 amino acids. Gene Ontology annotation, cellular component: Golgi membrane. The transcript is spliced from 4 exons. The record is from RefSeq and is a predicted model, not a curated record. Gene Ontology annotation, molecular function: GTPase activity; GTP binding.
AUGCUUCAAAUGCGCAAAGGAGUUUUUCCUGCCUUUGUUGCUCCAUAUGAAAGCCUUGGCUCUUCUGGUCUCGUACCGAUGACGGGCUCCUCAUUCAGUUAUCAGUUCCGUUUUAUUUUAAUCGGUGAUAGUACUGUCGGGAAAUCGUCCCUCCUUCAGUACUUUUGCGAGGGUAAACUAUCCUCCUUAGCUGAGCCCACUGUGGGUGUUGAUUUCUCCACACGUAAUGUAGUGCUUUCCAAUGGUAUAGUGAUUAAGCUUCGCCUCUGGGAUACGGCUGGUCAGGAGAAGUUUAAAUCAAUCGCUCGAUCAUACUACCGCAAUGCUGUGGGUGCUCUCUUGAUUUUUGACAUCACCAAUCGCACCUCAUUUGAACACAUUAUGGGUUGGUACGAGGACGCUGCAACUAACAUGAAAUGUCAAUCCCCCAUGUUCCUUCUCUGUGGACAAAAGUCAGAUCUGGAGAGCCAUCGAGAGGUGGCAAGGUCGGAAGCAGAGGCUCUGGCUCAGAGUCUUGGAAUUCCCUAUAUUGAAACCUCAGCUUUGCAAGGUCACAACGUUGAAGUGGCGUUCAAAUCCCUCACGGAAGCCGUCUAUCAACAGAUGCAGGCCGGGGCGUUUAGGAAUCUGGGAACUGUGAGCGGAUGGGAUGGUAUCAAGGAGGGCUACGAUAUGCCUACCCAAGCGAGCAGAACACGAGUAACGCUGGUUGACGACAGACCGCCUUCAUCGUCAUGCUGCUAG